This is a messenger RNA of Cyprinus carpio (common carp), 1620 nucleotides long. Its product is annotated as zinc finger protein 185-like. The transcript has 6 exons. The record is from RefSeq and is a predicted model, not a curated record. Bases 1 to 1041 code for a protein of 346 amino acids. NCBI's taxonomy places the organism in Eukaryota, Metazoa, Chordata, Actinopteri, Cypriniformes, Cyprinidae.
AUGUGUCAUCAUCCUCCUCAAAACCCUUAUCUUUUGUCAGCCUUAAGGAAGUUUGAGCACCUGAACUCAGCAGAAAACACUCCGGUCAGGACUGGGUCCAAUCUGACCAAAAGGAAGCCAGUAAAGCUAGUAAAGCCUAAGAAUGUGUCAUCAUCUGAGCCACAUGUAGAGGAUGAAGUGGAGACAUCCAGAGUCAAACCCGCAGAGCAACAAUUGAAGACACCUGCAUAUGUUCCUGUAAAGGACAUAGUGGAAAAACCUAUAGAAAAACCUGUAGAGGAACCAUUGAAGACACAUGCAGACACUCCUAAAACAGAUUGGAGAAACCUAGUCAAAACUGUAGAGGAAUCAUUGAAAACACCUACAGAUGUUCCUGUAGAGAACAUAGUAGUGAAACCUGCAGAAGAAUCACUGAAGACAGAUACUGAGACUUCUGUAGAAGAAACAGGGAAGACACUGGUAGAUGGAGCUUCAACAGAUCAAAUACAAUCCAGUGGAGCGCUGCAGGAGACAACUCUACAUGAGAACCAAGCAAAGCCUACAGAGAAUAAAGAAGACAAUACAGAACAAGUCACAAUAGCACAAUCCCCUGUAGUAGAGGCUCCACUCAAACCCAGACAAGUAGAAAACCAGCCUACAAGUGAUCAUGGGGAACUUUCACUAGUAUCUGCUCUGGAAACUCCAAUUACAGAGCCAUCAACUAGAGCAACUACAGAACUGACCGAAGAACCCCCUGUGGCAGCCCUGGAAGAGCACAAUAGACUGAACUGUGAAGCUGAAUUGAAUGUGAAAGAUAAAACCAUGUGUUCCUUCUGCAAGCUGCCCUUAGAUGAAAAUGGGAAAAUCUCCAUCAACAUUCCUGCCAUUUGCUGCCACCCAGAUUGUUUCAAGUGUAACGGUUGCUGGAGUCCUCUUGGUGAUCUCUCUUCAUCUUUGUACUACUAUGCUGGGAAAAUCCUCUGUGAGAAAUGCUUUGAUCAAAUCUGCAGCUCUGAUGACUCACCCCACAGCAACCUACUCCACUGCAACAUAUCACCAUGACAACUAAGCACAUCUCAGAGUCUACUACUCAGUUUUAACUAAUUGAACAAAAUUAUUUAUCAGUAGAAGAACUGCUGUCAUCGGUUUAUUGCACAUAUAGGCCUAUUCAUCUCCAUUUUUCUGUAAAUUAUUAUAUAGUUAUUUCUCUCUUUCUGAUCAAUAUAUUUCUUGUUGCCUUCUAACAAUUCAUAAUUUAAACUAUAUUUUUAAAAACUGUCCUAUAAGCUUGAGUUAUCCUGUUUAAAUGUCUGUAGCUGUGAGAAGAAUUGACAACACUGAUGGUCAGCUUUCAUUAAGGGAAAGUAAAGUUUAAUGCAUGAAUUUCAAUAAGGUUAACACACAAUUUUAUGUAAACUCACUUCAGUCUGAAUUCUGCACAAGUUUUAUUAAUCAUUUACAGUUAUCCAACUUACUGUAGAAAUAAUAUUUCGUUUUCUGAAAUGAGCCAGGAAGUUAACAAUAAAAACAAACAAAAAACUUUAGUUCCUUUGAUCGAGCACCAUCAUUGAUCAGGUUCAGCAUAUUGCCAAAGUUAGUCAAAAUAUACAACAAAUACACCCACAAACAUAAAAUCACACA